Messenger RNA from Fundulus heteroclitus (mummichog), 2245 nucleotides. It is a transcript of the gene nxn, whose product is annotated as nucleoredoxin. Gene Ontology annotation, molecular function: thioredoxin-disulfide reductase (NADPH) activity. Lineage: Eukaryota; Metazoa; Chordata; Actinopteri; Cyprinodontiformes; Fundulidae. Bases 268 to 1524 code for a protein of 418 amino acids. The record is from RefSeq and is a predicted model, not a curated record. The transcript is spliced from 8 exons.
AGUCAGGGAGAUUUAAGCGGAGCGCAUUCCUGCACAGCGCUCAGAGCGGAGGGACGCGCAGAGCAGCGGCGAAGCCCACACCGCAACGCCUCUCCCUGUCUUCGGGGCUCGGCGCUCGCCUCACAAACCUUAAAGCUCGGCGGAGGUGGACGAAGUGCUUGGGUGUCGGCCGGCCGGAACGCGGCGGUUUCAUGCGCAGCAGCCUCGGCUGAAGCGGCGGCGGGGGGGAUUUACGGUCGUGCGUGUGGUCGCACUGUGAGCGCCGCGAUGUCGGAGUUUCUGGUGAGUCUGCUCGGGGAGCGGCUCGUCAACAGCGAGAAAGCCGAGGUGGACGUGCAGUCUCUGGGCGCCAGGCUCUCCCUGGUCGGGCUCUUCUUCGGCUGCAGCCUGAACGCCCCGUGCAAGCAGUUCAACGGCAGCCUGUGCGAGUUCUACGGCCGCUUCAAGAAGGCGUCCGAGCACAAGGACAAACUGGAAAUCGUCUUCGUCUCUUCUGACCAGGACCAGAAACACUGGCAGGACUUUUUGCAGGAGAUGCCCUGGCCUGCGUUACCGUUCAAAGACCGGCACAAAAAGAUGAAGCUGUGGAACAAGUACAAGGUGACCAGCAUCCCUUCUCUGGUGUUUGUGGACGCGGCUACAGGAAAGGUGGUGUGUCGAAACGGUCUCCUGGUGGUCCGAGACGACCCUAAAGGCCUGGAGUUCCCCUGGGGGCCGAAGCCCUUUGCAGAGGUGGUGGCGGGGCCCCUGCUCAGGAACAACAGGCAGACAACGGACAGCAGCUCUCUGGAAGGACACUACGUGGGAGUAUAUUUCUCAGCACACUGGUGUCCGCCAUGCCGCAGUUUGACCCGGGUCCUGGUGGAAUCCUAUCGGAUCAUCAAAGAGUCGGGUCACAAGUUUGAGAUCAUCUUCGUCAGCGCCGACAGGUCAGAAGAGUCCUUCAAGCAGUAUUUCAGUGAGAUGCCGUGGUUGGCCAUUCCAUAUUCAGACGAGGCUCGGAGAUCUCGACUCAACAGACUUUAUGGAAUCCAAGGUAUUCCCACGCUGAUUCUGCUGGACGCAGACGGUCACGUCAUCACUCGACAGGGCCGCGUGGAGGUGCUAAAUGACCCGGAGUGCCAGCUCUUCCCGUGGCACCCCCGACCCGUGCUAGAGCUCAGCGAGGCCAACGCCGUGCAGCUCCACGAGGGGCCCUGCCUCGUCCUGUUUGUGGAUGCUGAGGAGGAAGGUGAACUGGAGCCAGCCAAGGAGUUGAUUCAGCCAAUCGCGGAGAAGCUCAUGGCCAAGUACAAAGCCAAGGAGGAGGAGACGCCGCUGUUGUUCUUCGUCGCUGGAGAGGACGACAUGAGCGACUCGCUGCGGGACUACACCAACCUCCCCGAGGCCGCCCCCCUGCUCACCAUCCUGGACAUGUCGGCUCGCGCCAAGUACGUCCGCGACGUGGAAGAGAUCACGCCGGCCGUCGUGGAGCAAUUUGUUAACGAGUUCCUGGCCGAAAAGCUCAAACCGGAACCCAUCUGAAGAGAGGCUUCGAGCUGGAAAUGGACUGAAAUAAGACUGUCACCCAACCCAGAUCUGUUCACACACCCCUCUCAUUCACCUUCCCCUCCUGACUGUUGGAUAUAAAAAUGUCUCCUUGCAUUUUAACAAUUUUUUUUAAGACCAUUUUCCUCUAUUCAUGGAGUCCUCUCUUUCUCCCGUGGUGCCUUGCAUAGUCCAUACAGUAAUAUAUGAGGAGAUUGUUUUUUUCUUGUCUUUUUUUUUUUUUAUACACACACAAUAGCAUUUCUGAGAUGUAGAGACAACCUGGGGAUCACCCAGAGGACCUACUUAUUAAAGCUGACGUUUUGCUUUCUGUUUUCACUGCAAGAUCCGUGUUGCUUUAUGUUCCCCCUGAAUGACGCUGAGGAAGAACGAAAUGCAGUAACUCGCCUGUUAUAGCAGAGGGUCACUUGGAUGUAGCUGUAAACCUAUUUAAAUUAAAACCACGACGGAUGCCGGAUGACUUAGACUCAUGUGGGGCGGAGUGUGUCGCCAGUUGUUAGUGGUGCUUUAGUCUCAAAGUCGUUUUGAGGAUUUUCUGUGAAGGUCCCCGAAUGAAAAAGGACAGGAUGUUUCUGAGGCCACGUAAAAAAAUAAAAUAAAAUGGCAUUUUGGAGAAGCGUCGAAUGUAUAAACUCUUAUACUCUGUUACUUCAGUCAUGACCUCUCUUAACACAUUAAAAACUCACUGGCAAGCACA